Labeo rohita (rohu) is the source of this 2001-nucleotide messenger RNA. It is a transcript of the gene ccsapb, whose product is annotated as centriole, cilia and spindle-associated protein b. Bases 123 to 911 code for a protein of 262 amino acids. The record is from RefSeq and is a predicted model, not a curated record. Gene Ontology annotation, cellular component: ciliary basal body; spindle; centriole. Lineage: Eukaryota; Metazoa; Chordata; Actinopteri; Cypriniformes; Cyprinidae. Gene Ontology annotation, molecular function: microtubule binding. Gene Ontology annotation, biological process: regulation of mitotic spindle assembly. The transcript is spliced from 4 exons.
UUUACCACAGGGCGGAGCUACAACCGUGUUUUACAAACCAAGCUUGACGUCUGCAGACAACAAGCGCCAUCUGUUUACCAUCUCGUCCCUUCCUGAAUCAAAACGUCGAACGAUAGUGAAAUAUGGUGACGAAGCGAAUUAGGUCCGAAUACAUGAAGAAAUUUAAAGAUCCGAAAUGGGACACUUACUCAAAAUGUUAUGAGGAUUUGCUGAAGUACAGACUGUCAAGACGGCUGUUGGAGCAAGCGCACAACCCCUGGUUUUGGGGAGAGUGGGGGAGCGACACAGCCUCCAGUGGUAAAUCUACUCCUCUAAGCCGGAAUAAAGUUGAACCUGAGAGGCUUCAUGAUGAAAAACCAGAACGAUCUGCAUGUGUGACACCAGAACCACCAGCUGAACCAGAACCACAGGCAGAAGUACAGGACAGACACGCUGCAGACACCAGGCUAGUUACUGGAGUUGCUGAGCAGAUUCAUCAAGAUGGGGAGGAAGAGAGAGCCAGAGAAAGCUCUCCUGCUCUUGACCCAGAAACUGACACGCAGAUCCUGAACACCCCAAAGAGUAAACGCCGCUCCUCAUACAAGUAUUCAAGAUCGAAGGUCAAACCUCAUGCCACCAAAGACCCUGAAAAAGAGAACCGUCACCCUUUUGCCCUGUAUGGUGCAGGAGAGAGGCAGACAGAUAUGGCUUCCAAGAAAACCCAUAAUGUUGGUCCUGCAGCAUCAACCGCAGAGAUCCAUGAGUCAGCAUUGCGAGCAAAAACCAGACGGGAGGUGGAAAAACAGAUGAAGAGAUUUGACAAACAAAGAGCCAGAUCUGCUGACUUUGAAAAGAACAGGAAUAAGGUUGUCCCCGAAUUCAACCCCUGGAUGACGGAGUACAUGCGCUGCUUUUCAGCUCGUUCUCGGUAGUAUUGUUUUCUGAAAUCCUUUGAAAAAGUCAGUGACUGUUUAAACCUCUCAGGCUAAACAAUCCAAAACACUUCACGAGAUGACUGCCGCAUCUCUCCCGUCUUCCAGAAUGGGCCACAAUGAUUUAAACUCAGAUUAAAACUCAAGGUUUUUUAGGGGUUUAUUUACACCAUGUAUAUGUUGCAUUUACUGGUACAUAUCAAACAUGAAAACACAAUCCAUUAAUGCUGCAGAGCAAAUUGUCAAACAAUCACAUGCCUUGUUGCAUGAUUUUUGUAGGGUUGGGUAGAUUUACAGGCCAUGAGAUUUACCAGUGUCUCUUUACACUCUUAGCCAAUGACUUACAAGUGUUCAGCAAUUGUCAGACAAUUAUAGACAUAUAAUGUGAUAUAUUGUAAUGUUGUUAUCUACACGGUGUUAAUAGUUAGGUUUAAUGUAAAGAAAGUAGUUUACUUUUGUAGUUUAAUGCGAUCAUUUGCGCCAACAUGAAUCUUAAUUAAAUAGUCUCACAUUGACAGUCGAUCCAUUUUAUUAAUAUCUGCCGUAUUUGAUAUGAGAUGUAUUAUAUUGUACUUGUACAUUUACAUUUAUGGUGCAUUCCAUGUGGUAUUGUGUCAGAACAGUAAUAACAUUAUAUUAUGUAAAAAGUCACUGGUAUCUGAAGCAUGAAACGUUUGAAUGAGAUCAUACACAGCAAGCAAUUCCAGCUGUUCAUCAUCAAGCAUAACAAUCAUUCAAUGUGAUGUUAUUUGGUUUGUAGUAGCACUCAGGUAUUUCUUGUUGCAUUUAAUGUAAUUUAUUAUUGAGAAAUAAUAGUAUUGAGAUAUUUGUACACUUUAUAUAAGGUUAUUGAACUAAUUUUGACUAUAAAUAUUUUUAGUUCAGCAUCUCUGAACAAAUGUACAGAUAUUUUUUUCCACAUCAUAUCUUGAUAGUGAUUUAUGUCAUGUACUGUGUGAAUAGUGUUGGUUUUAGUGAAAGAAUAAUGAAGCCAUAAUGUUUAUGAGCUACAUUAAUAUGAUUAAUAUUCAUUCCACUGUCUGUUAUGGAAGCAGUUUUGAAGGGUAUUAAAGUUUAAGCGUUUAGAUUA